AUGACGUCAUAUUUAUACAAGAGCACUAUUAUGGGUUACUUGAAAAAGUACAUCCGUGGUCUCGAAUAUGAUCAAGUCUCGGCGUCGCUCAUGUCAGGCGAGAUCACUCUGCACGCAUUCGAGCUCGAAAUCGACGCUAUACGGGAAUGGGUUGACACUAUCCUACCGUACACGACUGAAAUCACUCGAGCUUACUGCAGUAUGGCCGUUGUUAAGAUACCGUGGACUCAGAUCCGGUAUAAGCCA
Messenger RNA from Perkinsus marinus ATCC 50983, 246 nucleotides. RefSeq lists its product as hypothetical. The record is from RefSeq and is a predicted model, not a curated record. Lineage: Eukaryota; Perkinsozoa; Perkinsida; Perkinsidae. The annotation marks the transcript as partial. The transcript is spliced from 3 exons.